GACUGCAAUUCUUCCCUUUUCUCCACCUUCCUUCUUCCCUUACCUAAUUAAGCAGCUCCGGCAACGAUGAUGUCUGCUAUUCCGGCGACCCUCUUCCCCUCUGCUGAUUCCGUGCUGGGAAAUCAAUUUCCAUCCUUUGAAAACAGCUUCACGCCUCCGUGGGACUGUUCUGAUCUCUUUACUUUCCCUGAUUAUCAAUCGCCAAAAGCUGUGGUUUCGAGUUCAGGUUCAGAUGAUCCGAACGAACCGAACAAAUCUAACCAAAAUCAUGCCAAUUCUAACUGCAGUUCUGAUGACCCAAACCCCAUCACUGUUUCGAUGAUCGAUGAUCGAAAACGACGGCGGAUGAUAUCAAAUCGGGAGUCUGCCAGGAGAUCACGCAUGCGAAAACAGAGGCACUUAGAAAACUUAAGAUAUCAGGUGAACAAAUUGAAGAUUGAGAACAGAGAAUUAACGAAUCGAUUGCGUUUGGUUCUGUACCAUUGCAACACUGUAAGGAGGGAGAACGAGCAGCUCCGUUAUGAACAUAGUAUGCUCCGACAAAAGCUGUCAAACAUACGCCAAUUUUUGAUGCUCAAACAACUGCAACAAUUCACGUCUGCAUGGCCAUGCAAUAACACAACCACAACCGAAUAAACCCAUCAUCGAUCAUUAAUGACUCUCUCUCUAUAUAUAUAAAAAUAAAUUAUUCCCUCAUAGUUUUGAACUGGGGAACAAAGAAUCUCUCUUGCUUCUCUGUGUAAAUGGAAAAGCUCUUGAAGUAAAGAAAAAUGAUGAGGUUUUCGGGUAUUUUCAGAGAAAAGGAAAAAAAAAACCUGUUUUGAUGAAAUCAGGGUGGGUUUUAUUAUGGUGUAUAAAAGCUAGUUAGUGUUGAUUUUUAUUAGAGAAUAUAAUUAUAUGUUGUUUUUUUCCUAGUUUUUAAUUAAAGCUAUCCUCUUUGAUCCAUAUUUUUAUUUUAUAAAUUUGGAUCUUAAAGCUAGCUCCACUUCACUUUGUCAAUAAAUUAAUUAUUAUAUAUAUUAAUUUUAUUUAUGCCA
Manihot esculenta (cassava) is the source of this 1037-nucleotide messenger RNA. RefSeq names its product basic leucine zipper 4. The transcript has a single exon. Gene Ontology annotation, biological process: positive regulation of DNA-templated transcription. NCBI's taxonomy places the organism in Eukaryota, Viridiplantae, Streptophyta, Magnoliopsida, Malpighiales, Euphorbiaceae. The record is from RefSeq and is a predicted model, not a curated record. Gene Ontology annotation, cellular component: nucleus. Gene Ontology annotation, molecular function: DNA-binding transcription factor activity; transcription cis-regulatory region binding. The coding region runs from base 67 to 636 and encodes 189 amino acids.